This is a messenger RNA of Penicillium argentinense, 1785 nucleotides long. RefSeq lists its product as uncharacterized. The transcript has a single exon. Lineage: Eukaryota; Fungi; Ascomycota; Eurotiomycetes; Eurotiales; Aspergillaceae. The record is from RefSeq and is a predicted model, not a curated record. Bases 1 to 1785 code for a protein of 594 amino acids.
AUGGAUUCUACCUGGAUCACAGACAUACCUCGCCCUUGCUUCGAGUUAGCAAAUGCAGAGAUGAUCGGACCAUCCAUCACGAAUGUGGAGCAUUUGUCUUCUUAUAAUUGGAUUGAAUCUUCCAGCCCCACUAUCGCUGUCCCCGGCUGCCCGCCUCUUUGGUCUCCACCCAAAGCCGCCAAAAAAGUGACCAAAGACUCUGGGCUGAUUUACAUUGCUCAAAACGCGUUUCGCCUUCCUGAAAGUCCACUCGAGCCACUUUUCCGCUCCUUGUACACCGAACGCCCUUCGUACGAUAUACACGAAGUUGACGUGAUAACUGAUCGAAACAACGUUCGCAAACUUCUGUCAUAUAUCAAUCCAAAUCUCUCCAGGAACGGGCCGGAGCCGUUUACCAUUGAAAUUGAGGUCAAGGACAAUACAGCGAUUUUUUGUAGGGCAGAAACCGAAACACAUACAUUCAUCGGGCCACUGGAUUUCAGAGGUUACGGCCACCAGUUUGAAAAAGCUUUCACCACAGCCCAAGUGUCCGGUAGCACAGGACACCAUCGGAUUAUCUCCUAUAACUUGGGUGAUUUGAAAUUAAUGCUACGUUACGAGACAGACGCAUAUGUCGAAGUAGCUUCAAAACUUCAACCUCGUAGUUCGGGAAAUGAGGAUAUUCUGAACAUGAUGGAAAACCUGUCUCUUUCGCGAUCCGAAAAUUACUCUCGGCGUGCUACCGAGUCCAAAUUGGCGAUCCAAGAAAAAGGAAAACGGAUACCAAUCGAUUUAACUCUUGAGAUCAAAACACGUGUGUUCCAUAAGCCAAUCGACAUCCAAGAAGUCCUUCCACAGCUAUGGGUAUCGCAAACACCAAAUCUUGUUCGUGCCUACCACAAAAGUGGCACAUUUGAACCGCCGGAAGUCGAAGACGUCACCUGUGAUAUUCAUAGAUGGGAGCAAGACCAUGCUCAUGAUAUUUGGAGCUUGGUGGUAUUGAUCAAGGAGAUUAUUAGAGUGGUGAGAGAGAAUGAUGGGAAUGCCAUCAUAAAAUAUGACGGCCGAAGUGAUAGCCUUGCGGUUUCGAAGAGAGAAGGUAGCAGAAUGUUACCGGUUGAUCUUUAUUCGAAAUUCGGUGAUAAAAAGGGAUCGACUCAAGCGAAUGAAUCGAUUUCUCGCAGAACAACACUGAAAAUUGGGGAUACGUUCCACAAUGUUGACCUCUUGACGAUACCAUAUUUAUCAUCCUUUGUCCGAUUUCAACGUCUUGCCCAGCCGCAAAAUACAGAUUUCAUUCAUCGCGAUAUUCCUUUGUUUGAUAUUGCACUCAAGGGCUUGGAAUCAGGCUAUCGGCAAUGUUUCCGCUGUUUGCGAGGGAAUAUUCCCAGAUAUCACACUCUCUGUGAGACAUAUCAUUUCCUUGGGAUUGACGUACCAGCCGGGAAGACAAUCGAAAAUAUCUUUGUUGAUUUGAGAGCCUGCAAAACUGUUUACGAGCUCGGGUAUAAGAGUUAUCGAGGUGUAAGGGGCGAUAAAUCUCGAGCACGGGACGCGGCAUUUCGGCUUUUAUUCCUGAUAAUACGAGGCGAAUUCGGCGAUGAAAGAAAUGAACAUGCCAAGGUUUAUAACGCGGUGCUCUUCAUUGUCUCACACCCCGGCACCUUCAAGAAGAGCACGAGAAUUGCAGUGCGGUCUGUUUUUGAGGAGCGGUUUGUCAUUUCCAUGAAGCAACGAAGUCAAUUGGAUCGCUGGCGAAAGAGGGAUACUACUAACUCGUCAGGUGACGAGGACAACCGUGGAUGA